GGCGGUUUUUGCAUUGAAAAUUAUAAAAAAUAUAAAUAUAAAUAAAAUACAGAAUGACCGCAUUUGAGGAGUUUGGCGUUCUCCCGGAGCUGGGAAAGGCCACCGACGAAGCUGACUGGACCCUGCCGACCGAUGUGCAGGCGGAGGCCAUACCUCUCAUAUUGGGUGGCGGCGAUGUGUUGAUGGCCGCCGAGACCGGUUCCGGAAAAACGGGAGCCUUCUGUCUGCCCAUCCUGCAAAUUGUGUGGGAGACUUUACGAGACAUUGAGGAGGGAAAGGCUGGCAAAGGCGGCGGGGGCACCGCAGCAGCUGUGUCCCCCUGGACAAUGUCCUUUUACGAUCGGGGCAAUGCUCUAGCUGUGACCCCUGAUGGACUGCGUUGCCAGUCGAGGGAGUUUAAGGAGUGGCACGGAUGUCGUGCUACCACCGGAGUGCGCGGCAAGGGAAAGUUCUACUUUGAGACGACAGUAACGGAUGAGGGACUGUGCCGUGUCGGCUGGUCCACACAGCAGGCUAAUCUGGAUUUAGGAACCUGCCGGCAUGGCUUCGGAUUCGGCGGAACGGGCAAGAAGUCAAACAAUCGUCAGUUCGAUGACUACGGCGAGGCCUUUGGCAAGGCAGACGUCAUUGGCUGCCUGCUGGACUUGCAGCGCCUGGAGCUGAGCUUCACCAAGAAUGGCCAGAGCCUGGGCGUGGCCUUCCGCGUGCCAGAGAACCUCAGCAAGGAAACAUUUUACCCGGCUGUGGUUCUUAAGAACGCCGAAAUGUUGUUCAACUUUGGCAAAACAGACUUCAAGUACAGUCCAGGCAAUGGAUUCGUAGGUGUCUGCCAGGCCGGGUCGGAGCACAUCAAGGCCAAUCCCUUGGCCAGUCCCACCGCUAAUGCGACAGCCGCCAAAGCAGCCCCCAACGCUCCCCAAGCCAUCAUUAUAGAGCCCAGUCGGGAGCUGGCCGAACAGACCUACAACCAGAUCGAGAAAUUCAAGUACCACUUGAGUAAUCCGGAAGUACGCUCCCUGCUGCUCAUAGGCGGGGUCCGACUGGACGAGCAGAAGGCUCAGCUCCAGCAGGGCAUCCACAUUGUGGUGGGCACUCCCGGCCGCCUGGAAGAGUUGAUUAACAGUGGCUUCGUGCUGCUCACCCAUUGCCGGUUCUUUGUGCUGGACGAGGCAGACGCGCUGCUCAAGCAGGGCUACACGGAUCUCAUCGACCGUCUGCACAAGCAAAUACCAAAGAUCACGGCGGAAGGGCGCCGCCUCCAGAUGAUUGUCUGCUCGGCCACGCUGCACGCUUUCGAGGUUAAGAAAAUGGCCGAGCGCCUGAUGCACUUCCCCACCUGGGUGGAUCUGAAGGGCGAAGAUGCCGUGCCCGAAACCGUACAUCAUGUGGUCUGCCUGGUGGAUCCGCAGGCAGAUCGAAGCUGGCAGUCCCUCCGCCAGCCCAUCCGCACCGACGGUGUGCACGAUCGCGACAAUGUGCAUGCCAGCUAUCCGUCGGAGGAGACCUAUUCGCAGGCUGUCAAGCUCCUAAAGGGCGAGUACUGCUUCCAUGCCAUAGAGAAGCAUCAGAUGGAUCGUGCCAUCAUCUUCUGUCGCACCAAGCAGGACUGCGACAACCUGGAGCAGUACCUCAAGCAGCGCGGGGGUCAGCGCUUCUCCUGUGUCUGUCUGCACGGCGACCGUAAGCCGCAAGAGCGCAAACAGAAUCUGGAGAUGUUCAAGCAGCAGCAGGUCAAGUUCCUGAUAUGCACAGAUGUGGCUGCCCGCGGUCUGGACAUCACAGGAUUGCCCUUCAUGAUAAAUGUAACUCUGCCCGACGACAAGGCCAACUACGUGCACCGCAUCGGACGUGUUGGUCGAGCCGAGCGCAUGGGCCUGGCCAUCAGUUUGGUCUCCACGGUGCCGGAAAAGGUCUGGUACCAUGGCGAGUGGUGCAAGUCGCGCGGCCGCAAUUGCAGCAAUACCAAUCUGACCGAUGUUCGCGGCUGCUGCAUUUGGUAUAACGAGCCGAACCUGCUGGCCGAGGUCGAGGAUCACCUGAACAUCACCAUACAGCAGGUGGACAAGGCCAUGGAGGUGCCCGUCAACGAUUUCGACGGAAAGGUGGUCUACGGGCAGAAGAAUCUGAACACCGGCACCGGCUACAAAGACCAUGUGGAGCAGCUGGUGCCGACGGUGCGGAAACUAACAGACUUGGAACUGCAAUCACAAUCUUUAUUCUUGAAACGCCUUAAAUUCUAAUUUUGGAUUUGGAUUGAGUGUUUGGGUUUUGCUAAGCAAGGACAAUGUUACAUCGAUGUUACACGCGAAACGGGAGGAGUUGGCCCUACAAUUGGAUAGUCUAUGGUGGCCAACACUCGCGGGAAUACUUUAUGGUACACAAACACACACACACACAUAAAUAUCUUUAGACAUCGGAGAUGGGCCUCGGACUCGACUUUAGACCCGCUCCAGAGAACGCACGAGAUACCAUUACGAGUAAACAUUAAAUAAAACUAACAUUAAAAUCUUC
Messenger RNA from Drosophila guanche, 2511 nucleotides. It is a transcript of the gene Ddx1, whose product is annotated as ATP-dependent RNA helicase Ddx1. The transcript is spliced from 4 exons. Bases 54 to 2240 code for a protein of 728 amino acids. Gene Ontology annotation, molecular function: protein binding; RNA helicase activity; ATP binding. The record is from RefSeq and is a predicted model, not a curated record. NCBI's taxonomy places the organism in Eukaryota, Metazoa, Arthropoda, Insecta, Diptera, Drosophilidae.